Ochotona curzoniae (black-lipped pika) is the source of this 3697-nucleotide messenger RNA. It is a transcript of the gene ZBED10, whose product is annotated as ZBED6 C-terminal like. Gene Ontology annotation, cellular component: nucleus. Lineage: Eukaryota; Metazoa; Chordata; Mammalia; Lagomorpha; Ochotonidae. The coding region runs from base 35 to 3232 and encodes 1065 amino acids. Gene Ontology annotation, molecular function: protein dimerization activity. The record is from RefSeq and is a predicted model, not a curated record. The transcript has 2 exons.
GACGUGAACUGGCACCUGUAAGGAAUCCUGGUGCAUGCAAGCCUGGGCUCAUCUCAUUUCCCCCAAGGUGCCAAGCAUGUUGGAACUAGAAAAAGUAAAAAAGCCCCCCAAGAGACCACCUCCCUCAGAGUCAAUGGGGCAGGAGCCCCAUGUGUGUGCCAGCAGCCCAGUGGCCAAGAGUCCAUCUGCCACCCUGGCUUGCCCUGGCCCCAAGUUCAUCACCACAGCUGUCAACACCCACCCUGGACAUGGCCAUGCUGCUGGAGAAGACCUGCCAGGGGCUGAAAUCAAACCUGAGAUUGUUGAAGCAGAGGGCAAGGGUGCUGGUGACCACAGAAAGAAGCUCAGACCCUCUGGCUCCCCAAAGGAACAUGAAAGUGACCUGUCCCUUUCAAGGAGCACCCCCCACCCACUUCCCAGUGGCAUGUUGGACCCUGAACCUGACCUAGCCCAAGUUCUCCUUGAGAGAAAGGUAGAAGGUACCCUUGGCUUACCUGCCUAUACCAGGAAGAAAAAGGCCUGCACCCCGGGGAGGCCUGGUCUUCACCCAGCUGCCUCGCAGACCAAGUGCAGAGGCAGCCCUGCGCAGAGGAAGCCAAGGAGGGAUUCUGGCUCUAAAGCAGACCCUGGGCAGGAGCCGCUUGUUCUGCCUAAGAAGAAGAAAGUCUCCAGACAGAAAGCACGUGUCUGGAAAGAAGAAAAGGGGCAGUCCAGAAAGAAGUCAAGGUCACUGCCGCCCAGUGUGGAGCAGGCUCUUUCUCCCUCAGCUGGCAUCCCGGUCCUCUCCCAGCCCCCGCAAGUGGCCAGCCCUGAGAGGCUGGAGCUGAGCCAGGAAGCAAGGCAAGCCACCGUCCUCCCAGCCCAGGGGACCCCAGAGGCGCAACCCCCAAAGAAAUGGAAGAAAAAGCUUCUGCUCGCUGGCAUGAAGGAGAAGUUAGAGAGCCAGCCGAGCGUACGGAAGUCGUCCUGCUGGAAAAAGCUGAUCAGGGCUGUGCAAGCGCAGACCCAGGCCGUGUCUCCUGCCCAGCACUCCCUGGGCCUGCUGCAGGAAGCGGGGCCGAAGCCCAUGCUGGACGUCACCGAGUUCUUCACUGUUGACCGUAAGAACAUCCACCGGCUCAUCUGCAGUCUCUGUCACAGCAGUGUCAGACAGAGUAGAGCUGAGGGGCAGUCCCAAACCUCAGGCCUUGUCCACCACUUGGCCAGUAAACACGGGCUGCGGUGGGAGAGAAGGUCGUCUGCAAGCAGCCAGGGGAACGUGCCAGCAGAUGCUGCCAGCCCUGUGUCUGAGGGGCACCCAGUGCCAAGAUGCCACCCACCCACUGCAUCCUGGGGAGGCAGCAGCAGGGAACCUGCCCUGGACAGUGCUGGUCAGCCGUUCCAAGCCCCGCCAGCCUCACCUGUUCCACCGGUAGCGGUGAGGGAUGGCCAGAGUGGCACCUAUGCUCCCAAUCAGCCCCGUGCCCAGGCCUGGAACCACAGCGUAGCAGAGCUGCUGUGCGGCCUGGCCUUGCCACUCUCCUUCGUGUCCUCCAAGCCCUUCAGGAAGUUCAUGGCCCAGGUGGACCCCUGCUACCAUCUGCCCUCUCCAGCCUUCUUCUCCAACAAAGCAUUGCCACUGCUGCACGAGGCCGUGGGUGAGCAGGUGCUUCAGGAGAUGCAGUGGGCUGCAGGGGGCCGUGUCCACCUCACUACCUCCAUGUUGUCCCACGACUCGGUCGUGAACUACGUGGCCAUCACUGCGCACUGGGGGACCACAGGGCAGGGACCGGUGGCUGCAUCAGGGAGCCUGAGAAAGCAGGCAGUUCUGUGGGUCCGGGGCAUGCCCCUGGAGAAAGCAGUAGAGGAGAAGCAGUCAGAACUGCUAGAGCAGAUCAGUGUGUGGCUGGGCCGCAGCUCCCUGAGACCAGGGUUCCUGGUGUCAGGCGGCUGCCCCAGCCUGGAGCUGACGGUGAAGGCUGAGGGUUACACCCACAUCCCUUGUUUUGCUCACCAUCUCAACUCCCUGGUGAGUAACUUUUUGUGUCGCCACCAUAGCAUCCAGAUUAUCCUGGGCACAGCCAGGGCCAUCUGCAGCCAUUUCCAAGGCUCUGCAGAGGCCCGGAGGCUCCUGGUCCAGUUGCAGCAGCAGUGCGGCCUCCCAGCCCAGCAGCCCUUGGAGGCACUCUCAGACCACUGGGCUUCAGCCUACCGUUUGAUGGAGUGGCUGGUAGAACAGCAGCAGCCACUGAAGCAGUAUGAGGAGAAGCACCAGCUAGGCAAGGAUGGCACCGCCCUGUCGGCCAUGUUCUGGAGCCUGACGACCAGCCUCGUCCAGCUCCUGCAGCCCUUCCAGAUGGUGGUGCAGGAGGCCAGCACGCCACAGGCUUCGCUGAGCCAGGUGCUGCCCCAGCUGCGUUACCUGUACAUCUUCCUGGAUCAGGCUCACAGGCACUUCAGGGGACAGAGUGCUGGGGAGGUGGAUGUGGCCAUCAGGCUGGCCGAGGGCCUGGCCCUGCAGCUCUCCACGGACUCUCAGCUCAACGAGUUCUUCUACCGGGAGGAGUUUGUGCUGGCGACCUUACUGGACCCCCGCUUCAAGGGCAAGAUGGAGGCCAUCCUGCCCACGGGGGCUGACAUCGACCACUGGAGGCAAGUGCUUGUGUACAAAGUGAAGGAGAUCAUGGUGUCUGAAGACUCUUUGCCGGCCUCAGGCACCCUGCUGGGCCCCAGGGGGACACGUGUGAGCACUCCCAUGGGCAUGGCCAGGAGCCCGAGGGAGCCUCUGCAGAGCUGGGGUGGCUCCGGCUCCUUGCUCCUGGGCGGGCGGGGGAAGAGCCUGCUGGAGCAGCUGGAGAGUGCGGGGCUGCUGGCAUCCGAAAGGAGCGGGGCCUCACUUGCCACCGAGAACCACCAGGCCAGCAUCAUUGUCAAGAAGUACCUGCGGGAAAACGAGACAGUCGGGGCCCAGGAUGACCCCCUAGCUUACUGGGAGAAGAAGCGCAGAGCGUGGCCAGCCCUGGCCCAACUGGCCACCAUCUACCUGUCAUGUCCUGCCACGGGCGCCUUCUCUGAAGGGAUCUUUGCCUCCUUGAACAGCCCCACCAUGAAAGAACAAGAAUCUUCCCUCAAAACAGAGACCAUUGAGCAUCUCCUCUUCUUGAAGGCCAACCUGGAGAACUUCCCCAACUACACUCCACCUCCCCUUGUCUUUCCCAGUGGCGACCUGGCCAAGGCGGAGCAGAAUGCAUAGCCUGAGCGGGGAAUCCCAGUGCCUAUAAAACUGUGUCACAUAAUGCAAUGUAAUCAAUAAUAAUAAUAAUAAUAAUAAAAAGAAUGCAUAGCCUGCCUGGUGGCAUCCUGCUCAUGGCAUCUUGUAGGCUCAGACACUUAGAGGAAGACCUGGCAGUCACGUAGAGGGACCCUGCAGUGGGUGAGAGAGCAGAGUGUCACAUCCAAGGACACGACACGUAGGUGGCCAGAAUCUCACCCAUUUGAUAAGGAAGAGAGGGUUGCCCGAUUUUUCCAGGUGGCCAGGUCUUGUUGGUUGUAUUUCUUUUUCUAGAGGCUGUCAAUUCUACUUGCCCAUUAUCAGUUGUAUCUAAUAGUAUUCGCAAAGAAAAAGCUGGCUGUGUUCAUACGUGCUGAUGAACUGAUACUGUAUGGCUUAGCAAAUUGAAAUGUUCUGUUGAGAUGAUAGUGAAUAUCAAGGACUUUA